Molecule: messenger RNA, 2036 nt
Organism: Emiliania huxleyi CCMP1516
Lineage: Eukaryota; Haptophyta; Isochrysidales; Noelaerhabdaceae
Exons: 10
Coding region: 6-2036 (676 amino acids)
Biological process (GO): DNA repair; mitotic cell cycle; DNA-templated DNA replication
Cellular component (GO): nuclear replication fork
Molecular function (GO): protein binding; chromatin binding
Source: RefSeq, a predicted model, not a curated record
AUCGGAUGCCGCUCGACAAGGGUGUCCACCUCAAGUGUGCGCACACGGAGGGGCGCGGCGCCAUCUCCUACGCCCCCGACGGACGGCACAUCGUCACGUGCGGCAAGGACACUUUCGUCAAGAUCUUUGAGGCGGAGGAGCUCAGCGCCGAGCCGCGCACCCUCGAGAUCCACGACGCGCACGCGCCCGUGACGGCGCUCGCCAUGGACCGCAAGGGCGCGCGCGUCGUGACGGGCACCGACGCUCACAUCGCCUCAGUCUUCUCCUACCCAUCGGGCGAGGGGAUGCGGAUGCUGACGCGGAUGCAGUCGGCGGUGCGGUGCAUCGCGCUCGACCCCAAGGGGCGGAUCGCCGCCGUCGGCGCCGAGGACGGCGCCAUUCGCAUGUGCAUGGUCAACGCGAGCGGCGCCGGCGCGUCGCAGUUUGUCUCAGUCAAGGGGCACACCGACUCGGUCCUGUGCCUCGCGUUCGACCCGAAGGGCGAGUAUCUGGCCUCGUCGUCGGCUGACGGCACCGUCCGCAUCUGGGACAUCCGCGACGACCCCACCACCGUCAAGACGCUCUCCGUGUGCGGCCGCGUGCUGCCACGAGGCUCUGCGCAGCAGCUCGGCGUGUGCUGGCACCCGCAGGGGGAGACGCUGGCGGUGCCAAAGGGGGCGGGGGCGAUCCUGCUGGACCGCGGGACGUGGGAGGAGACGGCGACCUUCGAGUCGGGCGGCGCGGGCAAGGACGGCCACUCGGAGGACGUCUCCACCACAGCCUUUUCGCCAAACGGCCGGUACCUGGCGACGGCAGGGCUCGACAAGCAGGUCUUCGUGUGGGACGCGGCGUGCGGCGAGUCGCUCGACCGCCACCGCGGCGACGCAACGCCUUGCGGCCUCUGCUGGUCCCCGACCGCAAACACGCUCUGCUUCCUCGACGACUCAGGCCAGCUCGGCAUCUGGGUGGUCCACGACUCGGACGACGGCGGCUUUUCCGACCACGAUGACGACGAGACGCCGUCGGCGACGCCUCUGCGCAACUCGCGCCGCUUCCUGCUGUGGAACCUCACGGGGAUGGUGCUCUCGCGCGACGAGAACACGUACUCCGCCAUCGAGGUCGAGUUCAGCGACGCGACCAAGCACCGCACGAUGCGCCUCACCGACCACUACGGCUUCUCGAUGGCCGCGCUCGACGAGGCCGCCGUCCUCGUCGCCUCGCGCUCCAACCACGGCAAGACCCGCAACCCGUCCACCGUCGUGUACCGGCCGCUCGCCUCGUGGGCACCGAACUCGGACUGGCAGGUGCAGCUAGAGAAGGGCGAGGAGGCGGUCGCCGUCGCCGUCGGCCACAAGUUCGCCCUCGUCGCGACCAGCGCGCGCUACUUGCGCGUCUACUCGCACACGGGCGCGCCGCGCUCGCUGCUCUGCCACGGCGGCCCGCUCGUCGCGCUGGCCGCCUCGCGCGGCCUCGCCGCCCUCGCGCUGCUCGUGACGCUGUACGACCUGCGCGAGCCCGCGCGGCCCGUGCGGCUGGCGAGCGAGCUCCUCCCCCUCUCCCCCGGCGCGACCCUCGACUGGGUCGGCUUCUCCGAGGCGGGCGCCCUCUCGACGGUCGACUCGGCGGGCGUGGCGGAGCACCACUGGGUGGUCGGCCUCACCGGCGCCCAGCUCAUGUGCAUCCUGUGCAAGGGCGACGACAAGUACCCCGCCACGCUGCCGCGGCCCGUCCUCACGGCCCUCCCGCUCGCGAUGCCCCUUGCGUGCUCCGAGCCCGCCGAGCCGCAGCUCGAGGCGCAGCGCAUCGCGGCGAUGGUCGAGCUGGACGAGUACCGCCUCGCCGCCACCGAGGCGGGGCUCGGCGAGGAGGAGACGGCGGAGCACACCAUGCGGCUCGUCACCAAGAUCGACUCGCUCGCGCUCAAGCUCUUCAAGACGGCGAACGAGACGGAGCGCAACGCGCGCGCGCUCGACCUCGCCCUCAGCCUGCAGCUGCCAAAGUCGCUCCACGGCGCGCCGCAGACUUGCCCUUCGCCUUGCCGCUUGUUCAAGCCCUAA